AUGAGUGCGGUUGCAACGAACCAGAACCGUCCCCGUCCCAAGGCGGACACUUGGACAAAGGAGAAGAGGCUUCCCUUUCCUCAUUUCCUUAUCCGCUGGCUCGAUAUUCUCCCGCCCGCGGUUGAUGAAGUGCCUCAAUUCAAGCCUACUGAUAAAGUUCCCGUGUAUUCGGAACUGAACCAGGUUCCUUACUUGGUGCCUGCUGCCCUGGCGCCCUUCAUUGUGCGCUAUGUAUACUGGAAUUUUGUGGAGCAGUCGAUGCCCAGCCACUGGACGAUGUGGGUGUUCCUGUUUUCGUACACGCUCGUCUUUGGCGCCCAAUUUGUGCGUGGCCUGAACCGUCUUGCGCGCCGUUAUGGUUACCUGGAUGGCGGCGUUGGCCGUGACACGAUCCCCUACUCGCAGAUGGGCAAGGUGGUCGUGGAGGUACUGGCUGGUCUUACGCUCCGUCCCGCCCUUGCGGUGAUUUUGACCUACGACCCUAAGGCCGCGCCGAACCUGAGCCUUUGGCUGCCCGUUCAGCUCUGCGUGUUCACGCUCGUGGAAGACUUUUACUACUACUGGCUUCACCGUGCGUGCCAUGUGGGCGAGGGAGCUUGGCGCUUCCACCGUCUGCACCAUACCACCAAGCACCCCACGAGCCUGCUUCUUGGUUAUGCCGACCAAAUUCAGGAGUGCUUUGAUGUGGUGAUUGUCCCCUUCAUGGCCUGGCUCACCUUCCCUCUUGACUUUGACACAAUGACUGUUUGGAUUAUUAUUCACAUUUCGAUUCAGAUCCAUGGCCACAGUGGUCUGCGUCUGCACUACGGCACCGUGCUUACCGGUCCCUUCCUUCGCAUGUUUGACCUGGAAAUUGUGGGAGAGGACCACGACCUUCACCACCGCCACGGUUGGAAGGACUCAUACAACUAUGGUAAGCAGUCCCGUGUCUGGGACUCGCUGUUUGGUACGACCGGCGAGCGUAUCGAGUGUCGUCCGGACAACCUGGACUACAACAAAUUUAUUUAA
Molecule: messenger RNA, 1008 nt
Organism: Malassezia japonica
Lineage: Eukaryota; Fungi; Basidiomycota; Malasseziomycetes; Malasseziales; Malasseziaceae
Exons: 1
Coding region: 1-1008 (335 amino acids)
Biological process (GO): ergosterol biosynthetic process
Cellular component (GO): endoplasmic reticulum membrane
Molecular function (GO): C-4 methylsterol oxidase activity; iron ion binding
Source: RefSeq, a predicted model, not a curated record